Messenger RNA from Vicia faba (fava bean), 1335 nucleotides. The record is from the annotation of a GenBank genome assembly. NCBI's taxonomy places the organism in Eukaryota, Viridiplantae, Streptophyta, Magnoliopsida, Fabales, Fabaceae.
AUGAAUCCAACGGCUGAAAAGAAUGUACAACCGUUAAGCGGUGGUCACACCCAAAACCAAAACAAAAUAUCUCACUGUAACGUGGGCCCCACUGUUCAUGUUCGUUCUCUUUCUCUCUACGUUUUCGAGGGAGGAUUUUUGUUGUACUCGAGGAUCUCAUGUACUCGCCUGUGGAUCUUAAUUACAUUCACGAUCAUGAUGGCCCUUGAGAAUUCAGAAAAUAUGCAAAUAUCCUGCGAGGCAUCUCUAAAGUGCCUCCAGGGAAAGGGACCCCCUUUCACUUUUCAGUGUAGUGGGAGUUCUAUGGAAGGAUUUCCGGAGCUUACAAAUGAGUCUGGUACUCAUUCAGCUGGGAGUGUUCCUGAAUCUAACCGUCGUUUAGGCUGUGAGUUUCUUGAGCACUCCAAUGAAUUUCACAGUAAACCUGCUUAUCACCAUGAUUACAGUGCCUGGACAGCCUGCCAUUUUAACCCUCACAAGCUGCAGCAGUGUCAAAUGAAUGCUUUUGAGAGCCACUUUUAUCCUUAUCCUGUCGAGAACCCACUCCAGUAUGUUCCAAUCAAUAUGUUAUCUCAAGUGAGUAGUGUCACUGGUCAGCUGGAAGCAUGUUUCCAAACAUAUGUGAAGCCUACCUGCAAUCAGCUUCUGACUGACUUCUGCAAGGAUCUGACUGGUAUCCAGCAAAUUCAGGUAGACAGAGGUGUUACAUUGAGUGAGGCUCUACUUAGGCAUGACAAAUGGCUCGAGAAAAAGGGAAUAAAGAAUGCCAACUUUGCUGUGGUUACAUGGUCUAGCUGGGAUUGUCGUGUGAUGCUUGAAUCUGAGUGUCGCUUCAAGAAAAUACGGAAGCCUCCUUAUUUCAACCGCUGGAUCAACUUGAGGAUUCCUUUCAGCGAGGUAUUUGGUGAUGUGAAGUGUAAUCUAAAGGAGGCUGUUGAGAUAGCUGGCUUGGCCUGGCAGGGUCGUCCUCAUUGUGGCUUGGAUGAUGCCAAAAAUACUGCUCGCCUGCUGGCAUUGCUCAUGCACAGGGGUUUUAAGUUUUCCAUUACCAACUCCAUUUUGUGGCAGACGGCUGAACGAUCACUGAUCUGGAAGCAGUCUCAAGAACAGCAAAAUGUUUACCCUCAUUGCCCCUACAAAGCAAGGGAUAUGAUUCAUAUGAAUACCCCAGCCCCAGUGAUUCAGUAUCACCCUUGCUGUUUUUGUGGGGUGAAAAGCAGUAGGGCCAUGAUCAGAAAGCCAGGGCCUAAGCAAGGGAGCCUUUUCUUUGGAUGUGGAAAUUGGACUACAACUAGAGGUGCACGCUGCCAUUACUUUGAAUGGGCGUCUACCUAA